AUGUUUCGUAAAAGGGCUAAGCUUCAGCCGUCCGUUGGUUCAAAUAAAGCUAGCGGCUCAUCACAAAAGGACAGCUCCGAAACCAGUAAACGAAGAAGCAGAGUUGACAUCUCUACAAGCUAUGAAAUUGAAGACGAAAAUGAACACAUAAGAACUAGUCCCAGCUCACGGCUUAAAGAAAAAAAGAAGAGAGCUAUCAAACCAAAUGCUCACCAGUACUUGCCCUUUGAGGAAGAGGAUAUAACCGAAAUUGCAUAUCGAAAGCCUUUGCCAAAAUCAGGUGUUCAAAUCAUGAAUCUUGAGGAGCUUGGAGACGACUGUGAAGACGAUACUCUUGAGGGCGUACCAACCAGGCGAGAGAUUGAGUCUAUCAGAACUCAAAGAGCAAUGCUUCAGCAACAAACUGAUACACUCAAAACUGGCUUUUACGAUAGUUCAAAGAACCCCGUGGAGCAUGAUGAGCAUCAAUACAUUAAGCUGCUAAGCAAAGAUGAUAAGCAUGAUCUCAUGGAAAUCAUUGGUGGUGAGUCCCAGGGCGCUAAAGAUGUGCAGGAUAGUUACAUGGACGCAUAUUUAGAGAUUCAUGGUCUUGAGGAUGGAAGGCUAGCUCUUUCUAAGAAUGAUCUGGAUCGUGACGAACAAGAAAGGAAGUUGGCUAUAACAAGUGCGCUAAAAAACGUCGAAGGAGACGAGUGGGAAGCACGCCAAUUAGAGAAAAUGGACAGAGGGCUAAGCCUUAUUGCACAUCCUAUUUUGCAUGAAAACGAUUUUGAGCUCGAAGAAUUGGUAUCAGAACUUGACAGCAUGCUGUUGUCGAUUCAAACUAAGAAGAAAAUGUUCAUUAGUCAACGUGAUUCUGUUCAAAAGGAGAACAAGAAAUUGUGCGAAGCUCAGGAUAAGUUAAUUACAAGCCUUCAGAAGCAUGUUGCUUGA
This is a messenger RNA of Lachancea thermotolerans CBS 6340, 933 nucleotides long. RefSeq names its product Ntr2p (gene NTR2). The coding region runs from base 1 to 933 and encodes 310 amino acids. The transcript has a single exon. Gene Ontology annotation, biological process: spliceosomal complex disassembly. The record is from RefSeq and is a predicted model, not a curated record. Gene Ontology annotation, cellular component: U2-type post-mRNA release spliceosomal complex. NCBI's taxonomy places the organism in Eukaryota, Fungi, Ascomycota, Saccharomycetes, Saccharomycetales, Saccharomycetaceae.